Messenger RNA from Echinococcus granulosus, 1176 nucleotides. RefSeq lists its product as hypothetical. Bases 1 to 1176 code for a protein of 391 amino acids. The record is from RefSeq and is a predicted model, not a curated record. Lineage: Eukaryota; Metazoa; Platyhelminthes; Cestoda; Cyclophyllidea; Taeniidae. The transcript has 3 exons.
AUGAUGUGCUUCCCAUGCCGAAAUGAGUUAAAAGUCCAAGUGGCUCGAAAUGUCUCACAAAAGGAAGAGGAGGAGGAGAAGACGGAGAAGCCCCAAUAUACAAUAAUUUUGAGUGACAGGACGAGACGGUGGUUCUUGUGUCUGAACGGUAGCACCAUCACCAGCAUGGAGAUCGCUCUCGAUGAAGAUCUCCCAUACGAGUGCGCAUGGACAGGAUCUCAGGAUUCGGUUUGCAUACGCGUCCGACCGCUAUUGCAGCCUCAACAAAGUAUCCAAUUGGGCGAGUACACAACAUCUUUUCGCGACGCAAUUCUGUGCCUUCAAAUCUCUGCUGAAGUGGAGAGUUCGCAACGCAAUGUCUGCUUAGAAGUACGAGCCAGCCUCAAAUCAGUUGCCAAAAAGGAUCUUUCCCUUGCCUACCGUCUCCUACGAAGUCUUCGAACAGCCCGACGGAAGCUCAAGUUGGCGCUUCUGAAACAAGGUGUGGGGUCCAAGGCAGCUCGUGCGACCAUCCAAAUCAUCAACCGAUUGGUGAAGGUGAGGCACGAUAUGAAAAUGACGCAGUGGGAUUAUGAGGGCAUCACCGCAGUGGAUCAAAAGGGGUUCAUUGGCGUCUCUGGUUGUCGUUGCGAAGUUCCAGGAAAUGUGGAGGAAGAAAUAGACGCUUACAUCACUUUCAAAGCAAAGCAACAAAAUCUGGCUUGGGAGGAGCAAAAGUUGGUCAGAAGCCUUUUUGAUAGGACCAAAAAGCUCUCUUCUUGGAGUAAUGCAUCUCUGUUGGCAUACAAACAACAUCCAAGCCUCUCUCGAAUUCUUCAAGGGCUCAACUUUCUGCCGAGGAAUAUGACAGACUUGGAGACGAGUCUUCAUCUUGUUCCUCGCUAUCUGACAGAAGAAUACACCUCUGAAAUCUCGAAACGCUCUUCAAACGCCCUAGAGCGAGCUGUUCUCUUGAAACUGGAGGAGAUAGUGGUGAGACGACGUCCUAAAGACUUUUACUUCCUCAACAAGUCUGGAUGUGUAAAGGAUUGGUUAAAUCGACUGCCAGGGAAGAGUCAGAGUUCCAAUGUCUCGGCAUCCGACGUCUGCAAAAGUGGAACAUUAAGGCACCCUUCAUUGCUAAGCUUUGCGCAUGGUGAAGUUGAAGUGGACCACAAAAUGGGCCUCUCAGAGUAG